AUGCACUUUUCUCUCUCUACCAUUCUGGCGCUGAGCGCCCUCCACACUUUUGGUGUCUACGCUCAGGACUGUAUUAACACCUGCGUUGAGAACGUCAAGCCCACUGUUGGCUGCGCGGAUCCUUCUGACGCCAGCUGUGUUUGCGUAUCCAACGACUUUGUCAAAGGCGUUGCCGAAUGCGCAAGAGCACCUGCAUGCGCGGCUGCAGAUGAUGCUAUCACAAAUGCCAUAAGCAAUGGAUUCUGUGUCGGUCAGCAGGUGCCUGCUUUCCCAGGCGCUACUACGACCCCUGUUGAGAGUGCAGCGACAUCCGAAGCAGUAGCAGCAACAACAUCCGACGCCCCUGCUGCGCCUGAAACCACUGCCGCUGAGACGACUCCUGCAGCACUCCCGGAAUCCUCGGAGCCAUCCGUGACUUCGGAGGCUGCGGCUACUUCAGAAGCUCCUGAGACUACUCCCACUGACCCAGCUGAAUCAACCGUAUCUAGCGCUACUGAGGAAGUUUCCGCUUCUUCCACUGAUACCAGCAAUCUAUCCACAACCACUGAAGCAGUUGAUGCUGCCGCCACAUCUGAUUCGGCAAAAGAUGAAGACGAGGACGAAUCCGCUGGAGGCGGAAUGUCUGGUGGUGCCAAGGCUGGUGUCGGUAUUGGUGUCACUGUCGGUAUUCUCGCUCUCCUUGGUAUCGCUGGUUUCUUCUUUUGGAAGAAACGUCAAAACCAACAGAACCUUCCCCGCGGUAACAUGGACGAUAUGUCGCCUCCCAUGGCUGCUCGGGACCGCAGCUAUCCUGCACCUGAUCAGGGUUCCAUCGGCGAGAAGAACGGGUAUGAUCUUGAACUUAUGUCCCAUCGAUAUGAGGAUAUGCUUCCCCGGGAGGAACCACGACAUAUGGUUUAAGGUCAUCUGAGAGAAAUCCUGGCAUUUUAAAAUAGGGGCACAAGCAGAACCAAUACAGUGCAAACACCAUUUUCAUUCGCGUCAUUGUUUGCUAAGCAAAGCCUUGUUAUGAUUGAGGACUAGUUGUCCAGCUCACGAGCACUGGUCAUCGGGCCCGGCGGCCCUCACAACGACAGGGUUGUGACAGAUUCUGCGAGUUAUGAGUGGAAAUGAAAAUUAUAUCGAACCAGGCUUUGAUCUGGAUGGCGUUACGAGAUUACUCGACGGACAAGAUACCAAAAAAUGAUACUUCAAGGGGAAGCCAUAAUAGUU
Molecule: messenger RNA, 1212 nt
Organism: Fusarium graminearum PH-1
Lineage: Eukaryota; Fungi; Ascomycota; Sordariomycetes; Hypocreales; Nectriaceae
Exons: 4
Coding region: 1-900 (299 amino acids)
Source: RefSeq, a predicted model, not a curated record